UGUUCGCUCUGUUGGAGGCAGCUGGUGCGGGCGCUUACGCAGAUGAUAUUCAACAGCAACAGCGAGAGACGGUGUCAGCGCAUUUAGCAGCAAAAAGGUUCGAACGAAAUUAUCACAGUGAUACAGAACCACUGAAGACGGCACAUUCACCAAGCACAGGCACGAGUGGCGUUGCGAUGGUGAGCGGUGACGAACGAGGCUAUACCACCGAUGAUCCGCAGAUACAUCACGGAUCGAUCUCAUCAAUCUCAACAAUUUCCGAAGGUGCCGAUAGUGCGAUAUCGUUAGCAAAAGAUAGUACUGAGUGGAUUCAUUUGGAUCAUAGAGAUGGUUUGUUGUUAUGUGUUCGUUGA
Molecule: messenger RNA, 353 nt
Organism: Anisakis simplex (herring worm)
Lineage: Eukaryota; Metazoa; Nematoda; Chromadorea; Rhabditida; Anisakidae
Source: the annotation of a GenBank genome assembly